CCAUGGAAUUGAUAUUAAUGUGAACUUGAUAUUGAUUUGAAAAAAUGCAUUCUAACGUGAUAGUUGUUGCAACGGCUGUUGUCUUGUUGGGUCUUGUGGAUUACUCGUUGGCCAAUAAGGCAAAGACUUGCUAUUCCUGUGAGGGAAUCAAUUGUAUGCGCACCUCAGUGACUACAACUAAAACAUGUUCGGAUCCAUUGGAUUAUUGUGUUACCGUCUUUGACAAAUUCAAUGUCAUACAGAAAGGCUGUUCAUAUGAAGUGCCGGAAUAUUUACGUCAACGGUGUGAUGCCAAUACAGUGGAGUGUCACAAAUGUAAUUCAGAUCGUUGCAAUAAUUUGGGCCAAGUACAGUUUGCCUGCAUACAAUGUGAUUCCAGCAAGGACAGUAACUGUGCUUCCUCUGCCUCUCAAUUGACCGCUCAACGUUGUGGUUCUCCCACUGCUCCCAAUUCUUAUUGUUAUGUUAAAUACGAAAGCGGCACAACCAAACGUGGCUGCUCAACUACUGUAGCCGAUCAGCUAGCCUGCUAUGCCGAUGCCAAUUGUUCACUUUGUUUAGCCGGCGACAUUAGUGGCUGUAAUAGCGUAGAUUUUACUCCCGGCACAAGAGCUAAUCGUCUAUAGAUAUUAAUUGUAUACCUGUAUAUUAUCAAUGAAAUCAAAAAACAAAUUUUGCACCCGUCUAGUCGUACGUCAAUAGAAUUGAUUCAAUAACAUUUUGUGGACGUCUGACUGGCGUACUCGUUUAAUAAAGAAUAAACUAAUAAACGAUAA
Molecule: messenger RNA, 776 nt
Organism: Lucilia sericata (common green bottle fly)
Lineage: Eukaryota; Metazoa; Arthropoda; Insecta; Diptera; Calliphoridae
Exons: 3
Coding region: 45-626 (193 amino acids)
Source: RefSeq, a predicted model, not a curated record